This is a messenger RNA of Hibiscus syriacus, 723 nucleotides long. RefSeq names its product probable flavin-containing monooxygenase 1. Lineage: Eukaryota; Viridiplantae; Streptophyta; Magnoliopsida; Malvales; Malvaceae. Bases 1 to 723 code for a protein of 240 amino acids. The transcript has 3 exons. The record is from RefSeq and is a predicted model, not a curated record. Gene Ontology annotation, molecular function: NADP binding; N,N-dimethylaniline monooxygenase activity; flavin adenine dinucleotide binding.
AUGGCAACGGCAUGCCGUGAUGUCGUUGACGUGGAUGCCUCAUCUAAACGUCGUUUUAACGUUUUUGUUUUAGUGCUCAAAAGACCCAAAAUGACAUCAUUUUCCAGAAAAACACAAGGUCUUCAAUUAUGUAAGGCUUAUGCAAAGCACUUCGAACAAGGGUUCAGUGGUGUGCCAAAUAUCCCAGAAUUCCCUCCGAGCAAGGGUCCCGAAGCAUUUCACGGCAAGGUGAUACACUCCAUGGACUAUGCAGCCAUGGAAGAUGCAAAGGCGGUGAAAUUCAUCAAAGGCAAAAGAGUCAUCGUUGUUGGGUUCCAGAAAUCCGCACUGGACAUCACCAUGGAGUGUUCUACAGCAAAUGGGAUGGAAAAUCCAUGCACAGAUUUAUACAGGACAACACACUGGAACCUCCCUGAUUAUCUUCCCUGGGGGUUUUCAUUGGCGCAUAUGUAUCUUACUCGUUUCUCGGAGCUCAUGGUUCAUAAGCCCGGUGAAGCGCUUCUCCUUGGUCUUUUAGCCACAGCUCUUGCACCUCUGAGAUGGACGUGUUCGAAAUUUGUGGAGAGUGACAUAAGAAGGAAGCUUCGUUUGGCGAAGAACGGCACCGUACCAACGCACAGUUUCCUCCAUGAAAUUUGUUUGGUUGCCAAGAAAACCAUGGAAAAAGAGAUGCAGAUGAAGAUGAGGAGGAAGAAAAGAGAAAAAAUAAUGGGAAAAUUCUAG